GAGCUUGUGGUGAACUACAAGAAGGGCGGAGGAAGUCGCGUUGUGCUAAAAGUAGACCUUCAGAAGGCUUACGAUUCGGUGAAUUGGGAUUUUCUGUUUGGUGUGUUGUUGGCUAUAGGUAAGCCCUUUCAGUUUGUUAGUUGGGUGAGGGCUUGUGUUACUUCACCUAAGUUCUCUGUGAUGAUUAAUUGUUCCCUUGAAGGAUUUUUUCCUGGUAGGAAAGGGUUGAGGUUCCAUGAUCGGUGUGAGUGUUUGGGCCUAACUCAUUUGGUUUUUGCAAACGAUUUGAUGAUUUUCUGUGCAGCUGAGAGAGAUUCUUUAGAGUUAAUGAGGCAAGUAUUGACAGAAUUUGCAAAGCUAUCUGGGUUAGUAGCAAAUGUUGGGAAGAGUUCCAUGUUUGUUACAGGUGUGGAGUCGAGGGAGAGGAUUACAGCUCGUAUUAGAAGCUGGGCAGCAAGGUCCCUCUCUUUUGCUGAGAGGUUACAGCUUUUUAGGUUUGUUUUACAGUCUUUUCAG
Messenger RNA from Benincasa hispida (wax gourd), 516 nucleotides. Lineage: Eukaryota; Viridiplantae; Streptophyta; Magnoliopsida; Cucurbitales; Cucurbitaceae. The record is from RefSeq and is a predicted model, not a curated record.